AUGAUCCUUUAUUAGUGCACAUCAAUAAAUAAAGCAGCAUCUUACACGCUAUUGGUCGCCAAAAAGCAUGCAUAGUCACAUGACAUGAGUAAUGGCAUUAGGCGGCGUGCUGAGCCAAUGGUCUGCUCCAUCACCUGACCGCUAUUUGAAUAUUGAUGCUCCCCCAGCCAGCCGUCACAUUGCCUCGCCUUCCUGUGUUGUUGUUGUUUGUCAUUGUCCCAAACCACAGAGGAAGAGUUCCGUAACCAGCGCCGACGAUCAGAAUGUCCUCGCUGCUGAAGCCGUUUUCGGUGUGUGAGGGUCCGUGUGAGAGCAGCGUCCGGAGAGGGUGCCCGAGCUCGUCUACCCAUCAGCAGCCUCCGUCGCGCGGUCUGGCCGCCGCUGUCUCCGCGGCGGGGCUGGGCUCUCUGCCGGCCCACCAGCGUUCCUACGCGGCGAGGAGAAACCUGGCGGCUGCUGCGGUCGGGGGGAGGAAAAUCACGCAUCCUGGGAAGGCCAUCCUUGCAGGUGGCAUUGCAGGAGGAAUCGAGAUCUGCAUCACCUUCCCCACAGAGUAUGUCAAGACCCAGCUGCAGCUGGACGAGCGAGCCAAUCCGCCGAGAUACAGAGGGAUUGGUGACUGUGUGAAGUUAACUGUGCAGGAUCACGGGCUCCGAGGGUUGUAUCGAGGUCUCAGCUCCCUGCUGUAUGGAUCGAUACCCAAGUCUGCAGUGAGGUUUGGCACAUUCGAAAUGCUCAGCAACCCAAUGCGGGACGCCACCGGUCGGCUAGACAACACAGGGAGCCUCUUGUGCGGUUUAGGAGCAGGCAUAGCAGAAGCCAUCCUAGUCGUCUGCCCCAUGGAGACACUAAAGGUGAAGAUGAUCCAUGACCAGUGUUCACUCAGACCUCGCUACAGAGGCUUCUUUCACGGAGUCAGUGAGAUCAUCAGAGAACAGGGUGUGAGGGGGACAUAUCAGGGUCUGACAGCGACUGUGCUGAAACAAGGAACCAAUCAGGCCAUCCGAUUCUACGUGAUGAACUUGCUGCGCAAUUGGUACAAAGGUGACGAUCCUAGACGAGAAAUGCACCCAAUUGUCACAGCGAUGUUUGGAGCAACGGCGGGGGCGGCCAGUGUCUUUGGAAACACACCUCUGGAUGUGGUGAAGACCAGGAUGCAGGGUUUAGAGGCCCACCGCUACAAAAACACAGUGGACUGUGCCUUCCAGAUCUUGAAGCAUGAAGGACCACAGGCCUUCUACAAAGGAACAGUUCCUAGGCUCGGCCGCGUGUGCUUAGACGUGGCCAUAGUCUUCGUCAUCUAUGAGGAGGUGGUCAAACUACUCAACAAUGUGUGGAAGACCCAGUAGACGGAGGGUGACUGAGGUCCAGAGGGAAGCACAGAUCAGUGCCUCAUGCUACACACAACUGAACACCUCGAUUCUACUUCACACGAGCUCCUUGCAUUGACCUGAGCUGUGACAGUUCCACUCUGUGACAUAAAAGAAAUGAUUUGCAGGACGUAAUCUGAACAUAAGUGAACUUGAACAGGUUAAAAGGGAUGUUUUAGCUUUCAAUGACUGUUGUUACUGUAUAUGUUGUAGACUGAAUACUUUGUAUUGAAACCAUAAACGUGUCUUUUGAUUCACUGGAUACUUAUCGUACUGAGCGAUGAACUAGACGCAAACAAGCUCGCCGCAGUACUUUAAAAUGUCCAUGCAGUACUUCAACACAUCUUGGUGUUGUAAUUGCUUAUUUGACCGUGCUUUGUGGUUUCAUUGCACUGAAGCAUUCACAGUAUUUCCUCGCCGGUGACGAACCCUAGAUACUGUUCAUUCUGCUGACAACAAGAGUAUGGCUGCAUGAAUAUUGACGUAGCAUCCGCUCGUGUUAACCCACUGGCAGUGACUUGCAGGCUUGUUGAGGCUUCACGAACUGGUCUGGAGUCAGUCAGAGUGUUAACGCGCAGUCAUCAAGCACACGUUUGAAACACACUGAUGGAAAUAUGUAGCACAAUUUUUACAUGCAGUCUUUAAAAGUAGGAGAUGAGAGUUGGUUUAUUAAUAGACAUUAGUGAGCUCAUCGUUGCCAGUCUGGGGAAGAAGACAUUUUCGACAUGGGACAAGCGUGUGAAGGCUUUAUUUGGGAAUAAUUAACAUUAACGUGGGAGUUCUUUAAAGUGAAUCCACUCCUACUCAAGAUGACAUCAUGUAAAAAUGUCUAUGUAAGCCAUAUGACUUCAAUGCGCUUGAGCCUUCGGUGGUUUUCUUGUGCUCAUCAAACUGUCCUCUAGUCAGUUGUUGUCACUUUAAUAUUUGUUGUUUACCUCAAGCUAACCCGCUUCAUAAGCUUUUUGUACUCAGAUGAAAUUGUGUUAAAUGCACUAAUUCUUGUCUAAUAUAGUGUUUACAUAUACAUUAAGGGGAUGUUGGAUAUGUCAGAGGCUCAAUAACAUAAGAAGAGACUGGUAUUUAAGCAAGGCUUAGUUCUGAUCAAUGUAGUUGCACCACGCAGCCUUGCACAGAAGCCUUUUACUACCCUUUGCCAAACUAGAAACCAAUGUAACAUCCCUGACAGGAGCAAACAUUUAUUCCAUUUUAGACAAAGAGCGACAAAAUAUUGUUUAAUCCCUGUGUGUCUACCACUUUGUUUUCAUUCAUUAAUGCAUUUUUUUAAACACAUAUAUGCUUUCUAUGCUGCUUUUCAUAAACAGGCCAACAGCAUGUGUACAUCAUCGUACGACGCAUCAGAUUCAGUGUUGGGCGGGUCGAAGGAUUCAUCCGUGUGAUUUAUGUGAUCACAUGUGGAAACUGUAGAGACAGAUUUAGACAUGACAUGACUUCAGUGGUUUCAAUAAACUUGUGAUUCAUACACCU
Larimichthys crocea (large yellow croaker) is the source of this 2855-nucleotide messenger RNA. RefSeq names its product solute carrier family 25 member 1a (gene slc25a1a). The coding region runs from base 264 to 1349 and encodes 361 amino acids. The transcript has 9 exons. The record is from RefSeq and is a predicted model, not a curated record. NCBI's taxonomy places the organism in Eukaryota, Metazoa, Chordata, Actinopteri, Sciaenidae. Gene Ontology annotation, biological process: mitochondrial citrate transmembrane transport. Gene Ontology annotation, molecular function: citrate secondary active transmembrane transporter activity. Gene Ontology annotation, cellular component: mitochondrion.